AAUGCCCCGCCUGGCUACUUUAUCGCACUACAAUGUUCCUGGAGACACCCCUCCAAGAUCACCGUGCAGUCCCUCCAGCAGUCCCACAGCAGGGAUUUCAUCGAGGAGCGUCAGUCCUUCUUCACCACGUUCUCCAUUGUCUGCUCCAAGACAUAGCGCCUUCUCCCUAGUAUAUCCCAAAGACCUUCAACGGACCAAAAAUUAUUUAACAGUUAAUGGAAUGAGUGCCUUAAUGUACGCAAACUCUAUGAACCCUUUAGUAACGUCUCCUUAUCCUCCUUAUAUGUGGCAUCCGAUUCCAGGAUUGUUCCUACCCUAUUCUCCUGCCAAUCGUCCUGAAUCGUUGAGUCCAGACCGUGCCACUUCGCUGGAUCAAGGAUGUAUUCCAGAACAUGCCAAAGUUG
Messenger RNA from Leptinotarsa decemlineata (Colorado potato beetle), 404 nucleotides. RefSeq names its product senseless (gene sens). The record is from RefSeq and is a predicted model, not a curated record. Lineage: Eukaryota; Metazoa; Arthropoda; Insecta; Coleoptera; Chrysomelidae. Gene Ontology annotation, biological process: regulation of transcription by RNA polymerase II. Gene Ontology annotation, molecular function: DNA-binding transcription factor activity, RNA polymerase II-specific; RNA polymerase II cis-regulatory region sequence-specific DNA binding.